AUGUUGAAAUGUUUCUUGGUGCUCAAAAAGCUCUUUGUUCCUAUUCUUAUAGUUUUGGCUAUUUCUGGAUUGAGGAAAGCUUCGAUUGAUGGUAAAACACGGCUGACAGCACAUCCAACUGAUACAAAGGAUGCUGUGAUGCUGAAUUCCACAAAUCUCAAUAAAAAGAGGCACAAGGUGCCGGUUUUUGGCUUUACCAAAACACGUAAAGGACCUAUAUGGGGCUUACAUCCUGAUGGUAUCGUGCUUAUUCCAUGCUUUACACUAUGGGUGUUUACGGCACCUAAGAUUGGUAGAUGGCGUUCUGUUCUAGAAAAUUUACCCAAAGUAGCCGAAAAAAUCAAAUGGGAGAAUCGAGUCCACAAACUAAUGUGGCGAGGAGCGCGAAAUGGAGGCCGCCAAUGGUUGACCGACAUUGGCCAGAGAAAAGACGACCCAGCGUUGGACAUAGAGUUCAUUGAUUGGAAACCAAGCACUCUUAGUGCCCAUUAUUCUGAGAAUUUUAAAAAUAUACAGCAGUUUUGCCAGUAUCAAUAUCUACUCCAUCAAGAGGGUUGGUCUUACUCCAACAGAUUGAAGUAUUUACUUCUUUGUGGAUCACCCGUGAUUUUUGCAAACUUUCGUGGCUGGGAAGAAUAUUGGUAUCAUUUAUUGAAACAUGACUACAAUGCUCUAAUUUGGAGAGACAGAGACAAUGGAGAGUCAUUCCAUAAUUUAACGCGAAAUUUAAUGCAUGAUCCUCAGAAAGCAAAGUUCAUUGGAAUAAAUGGCAAAAAUUUAGUACAAAAAUAUCUCAAUGAGCAGGCUAUUCUUUGUUAUCUCAGGAAUGUGCUCAUUGAGUACGAAAAGCUAUUUGCUUAUAGACCACGAAAGCAUCUUAAUGCGGUCAACAUCGAUGAGUUUUUGGUAGGAUACUCAGCUUAG
Adineta ricciae is the source of this 924-nucleotide messenger RNA. The record is from the annotation of a GenBank genome assembly. NCBI's taxonomy places the organism in Eukaryota, Metazoa, Rotifera, Eurotatoria, Adinetida, Adinetidae.